CAUGUCCUGAAAUUAGUGCUGUCUAAUUAUUGACUUGCGAUAAUUAUGUCUCUUAUUUUCUCAAUCAUCGGAUAUAUAAAUCUGUUUUACAUUAAAAAACUUCUCAAUUUUGACUCCUAGAUUUAGAUUUAGAUUUAGAUUUAUGAUUGAUGGACCUUAAUCUUCUUCAAUGGCUAAAUCUCUCAUCAAUUUCUUACAAAAUAUCCCCAAUUUUUGGUUCCUCUUCUUAAUUCUUUAUCGUCUGCCCAUUACUGGGCUUCAUCUUCUCCUUAUUUUUCUUCACUCUCUUUUAUAGCCUUCAAUUCUCUCGCCGGUUCUUCCGGUUAUUAUUUCUUUUUUAAAAAAAUUUAAUCAAACACCGAUUUUUCUCUAAUUUUCAUUAAUUUAUCUUGAUUCUGGGAGACCCAUUAAAAGGGUAUAAAGAAUUGAAUUGAAUAUCCGAUAAAGUGAGAUUCUUUUUUUGAAUGGCGUCUGUGUUUUUGUACCAUGUUGUGGGAGAUCUGACGGUUGGGAAGCCGGAGAUGGUGGAGUUUUGUGAGACGGAGACGGUUGAGUCGGCGAUUCGGGCUAUUGGGGAGUCGACGGAGUGUGGGAUUCCGGUGUGGAAGAGGCGAUCACAUACGGCUAUGAUUGAGAAUAAUGAGAUGAGACAGCAGAGAUUUGUGGGGAUUCUUAAUUCUCUUGAUAUUGUUGCUUUUUUGGCUAAAGCUCAGUGCUUGGAGGAUCAAGAAAAGGCUAUGAAGACCCCGGUUUCGGAAGUGGUUGAUGCUGAUAACUCGUUGUUGAAACAGGUUGACCCUGCUACAAGAUUGAUUGAUGCAUUGGAAAUGAUGAAGCAAGGUGUAAAGCGACUUCUAAUCCUUAAAGGCACAGUAUGGAAAGGCAUGAGUAAACGAUUCUCAAUUCUUUAUAAUGGAAAGUGGCUCAAGAAUGCUGAUUCGAACAGCAGCAGCAAUAGCCUUACUAUCAACACCAACCGGCCUUCGUCAUCUUCGACCGCUGCCAUCCGUGAGAAGUUCUGCUGUCUUUCGAGAGAAGAUGUUAUCCGUUUUAUUAUAGGUUGCCUUGGUGCUCUAGCUCCAUUGCCUCUGUCCUCCAUCUCUUCUCUUGGAGCUGUUAACUUGAACUACUAUUCACUUGAAGCUUCUCUUCCUGCCAUUGAAGCUGCACGAAAGCUUCCCAAAGACCCAUGUGCAGUUGCUGUAGUGGAGUCCGCUCCAGACGGCCAUUCUAAGAUCAUAGGGGAAAUUUCCGCCUCGAGAUUAUGGAAAUGUGAUUAUUUGGCUGCAGCAUGGGCUUUAGCCAAUCUGUCUGCAGGGCAGUUUGUGAUGGGGGUUGAAGAUAAUUUAACUGCAAGGUCAUUUCCUGAUUUUACAGUAAACUCAACUGUUGGCAAUGAAAAUACAGUUAAAAGUGGUGCAUCAACAACAAGACCAAAGAUUUUCAGCAGCAGGAGCAUUGGGUUCAAUCCCGGAAGUUCGAGUUUUGGAAUGGGCAGGAGCAUGUAUAGGGGCAGAAGCGCGCCCUUAACGUGCAAAAUCACUAGUACAUUGGCUGCAGUCAUGGCUCAAAUGCUAUCUCACAGAGCAACUCAUGUAUGGGUAACCGAGGAUGAGGAUGAUGACAUUUUAGUUGGAGUGAUCGGUUAUGCAGAUAUUCUGUUUGCUGUAACUAAACCAGCUUCAUCGUUUCUUCCCGUUAAUCGAUCUACAGAGUGUUUUGCUGCUGAAGUUCACAAUUGAAUAUCACAUUUUUAUGGUAUAUGGUAUAUUUUUAUAAGUGUAAUUAGUAUGCUUUGCCUUUGAUACAGCAGUUUUGAAACAUUGUUAGGUUGAUGAGUUGUAUAAUGUUGUAAUAAUUGAAUGAUGUUCUGAUGAGUGGCUUGUGAGACGGCGUAUUUGUGGAUUUAUCUAGAGAAGUCUUAUUGUGUAAA
Molecule: messenger RNA, 1933 nt
Organism: Mercurialis annua (annual mercury)
Lineage: Eukaryota; Viridiplantae; Streptophyta; Magnoliopsida; Malpighiales; Euphorbiaceae
Product: CBS domain-containing protein CBSX6
Exons: 2
Coding region: 465-1742 (425 amino acids)
Source: RefSeq, a predicted model, not a curated record